This is a messenger RNA of Solanum dulcamara, 950 nucleotides long. RefSeq lists its product as uncharacterized. The transcript has 4 exons. Bases 163 to 678 code for a protein of 171 amino acids. NCBI's taxonomy places the organism in Eukaryota, Viridiplantae, Streptophyta, Magnoliopsida, Solanales, Solanaceae. The record is from RefSeq and is a predicted model, not a curated record.
CCAAUCUACCACCUACUUCCAAACAUGACUAAAAUAUCUUUCAAGGAUGAAAUAUCUACCCCAAAGAUAUUUACUUUUCAACAUUUGUAGCACAUGACAUUAUAACAUCAAACAAAUAAUAUCACCUUUUUUCAAGGUUUUCAACAACAAGAAGAAGAAGAAAUGGAAGUGAAUGGAAAUAUUAGACCAAAUAGAAGUGAUGUCCAUGUAUCAAAAGAGGAAGAAACAAAGACAGAAGAGGCAACAAGAGAGUAUUUUGAUGGCAUUGCACCAAAAAGACACAGUAAACCUCAACGUAGUGACUAUUCUUCUGCUUAUGUUGAUCACAUCAAUCUCUGUCCUUCUUCUCAUGACACAAUUCCCGAAAAUCUCGAAUUCCAACGUCUCGAAAAUGAUCCUCAGAAAUUGGUUUACAAUGGAAGCAGCCAAGUGACAGAGGAAUUUGUUGAAACAGAGUAUUACAAAGAUCUUAAUUGCAUUGACAAGCAGCACCACACGACAGGAACAGGAUUUAUCAAGGUGGAGAAUGCAAAUGGGAACACUUUCAAUAUAGGAGUUGAUUCUGCUACUGAUUCAAGCCAUGUUUACAAGGGAAAUCCAGCUACUAAUGACUGGAUUCCAUCUGCUGUUGAUGAGGUUAAUUUUAUCUCAGAGAAACCAAACAGAAGUGAUAACUGAAAUUGUGUUCUGAUAAAAUGCAGCAGAUAUUACAGACCCUGCUUAUUUUGUAUUUCUGUGAAGCUUGGCUUCAAUUUGUCUCGUGUUUGGUUGUAUUUGAAUGACAUGCUAUAAAAAUUAUUUCAGACGUGAUCAUAAAAGAUGGCCAAAUUUCCACUAGUGAAGUGAGGUGUGAUGGAAUGGUUGGAAUAACCUAAGCCCUUAAUCAGAGGUUUCGGGUUAAAUUGUUGUUAACGAAAAGUGAAUGCCAUGCAUAUUAAUCUUCAAGUUGA